Messenger RNA from Suhomyces tanzawaensis NRRL Y-17324, 2763 nucleotides. It is a transcript of the gene PMR1, whose product is annotated as Ca(2+)/Mn(2+)-transporting P-type ATPase. The transcript has a single exon. NCBI's taxonomy places the organism in Eukaryota, Fungi, Ascomycota, Pichiomycetes, Serinales, Debaryomycetaceae. Gene Ontology annotation, cellular component: Golgi membrane; plasma membrane; endoplasmic reticulum. Gene Ontology annotation, molecular function: ATP binding; P-type calcium transporter activity; ATP hydrolysis activity. Gene Ontology annotation, biological process: intracellular calcium ion homeostasis; manganese ion transport; calcium ion transmembrane transport. Bases 1 to 2763 code for a protein of 920 amino acids. The record is from RefSeq and is a predicted model, not a curated record.
AUGAGUGACAACCCGUUCGAGGCAAAAACCCUUGCAUCCACCCGGGCAAACUCGGCCUCUCUCAAGUUCUGCCAGCGCUCCAUCGACGACACAGUCAGCGAGCUCCAGACAGACUUAGCCACGGGAUUGGCCACCAACCAGGACGUGUUGAACCGCAGAUCGCUCCACGGAGUCAACGAGUUGUCCAACGAUGAAGAAGAGAACAUCGUGCUCAAGUUUUUGUCCAAUUUCUACGAGGAUCCGUUGAUCUUGUUGUUGAUUGGGUCUGCAGUCAUCAGUUUCUGGAUGGGAAACACCGACGACGCCAUCUCCAUCACAUUGGCCAUCACCAUCGUGGUCACGGUGGGUUUCGUGCAAGAAUACCGCUCGGAAAAGUCCUUGGAGGCCUUGAACAAGUUGGUGCCAGCAGAGGCCAGAUUGACCAGAAACGGAAGCACCUCCACCGUGUUAGCAUCCUCCUUGGUUCCUGGCGACUUGGUCCACUUCUCCCAGGGUGACAGAAUCCCUGCAGACAUUAGAUUGACGGAAGCAGUCCAUUUGACCAUCGACGAAAGUAAUUUGACAGGUGAAAACCGUCCCGUCAGAAAGACCACAGCAGCCUUGUCGAAUGCCAACGACACGCCUCUGAUCACCCAAAGAACUUCUAUCGCGUUCAUGGGCACUUUGGUGCGCGAUGGACACGGUUCAGGCAUUGUUAUCUCUAUUGGAGCCAAAACCGAAUUUGGUGCUGUGUUCGAGAUGAUGAGCGAGAUCGAAAAGCCCAAGACCCCGUUACAGCAAGCCAUGGACAAGUUGGGAAAGGAUUUGUCAGUUUUCAGUUUCAUUGUCAUUGGUAUUAUUUGUUUGAUUGGUGUAUUACAAGGCCGUUCAUGGUUGGACAUGUUCCAGAUCUCAGUAUCGCUUGCCGUGGCUGCUAUCCCUGAAGGCUUGCCUAUCAUCGUCACCGUCACCCUUGCGUUGGGUGUGUUGAGAAUGGCCCGUCACAAGGCAAUUGUUAGAAGAUUGCCCAGUGUCGAAACGUUGGGAAGUGUCAAUGUCAUCUGCUCUGAUAAAACCGGUACUCUCACGCAAAACCACAUGACUGUCACCAAGAUAUGGUCCACUGACUUCAAGGGAAGUUUCAACAGUCCUUUCUUAAUCGUGGAAAAACUCGACGACAAAAGUCUCCACGAACAAUUGACCAAAAACAUGCACAGAGUCUUGGAAUGUGGCAGUAUCUGUAACAACGCAAGAUACUCGCUGGAGAAUGAGAAGUACGUGGGUAACCCCAGCGACAUUGCUUUAGUCGAGUGCUUGCCUCACUUUGGCUUGGACGACUCCAGAGCUACCAAGGAAAGAAUCUACGAAUUGCCCUUCUCGUCUUCUAGAAAGUACAUGGCCGUGUGUGUGCACAGUGGUGACAUGGACAAGGCCGAAACCAUCGUCAAGGGAGCCGCCGAAAAGGUGCUUGGGCUUUCUAAUAGAUACUACGACGAAAACGGAGAUAUCAAGCCUUUGACAGAUGCCAUCAAGAAGACCAUCUUGCAGAAGUCCGACGAGUUGGCCAACGAUGGGUUGAGAGUGUUGGGAUUUGCUAGAAACAAUAAGAAGUUUGUCACUGAAAAGGAAGAUGCUGAGCCCUUCGAGUUGGUGUUUUCUGGCUUGAUUGGUAUGAAGGAUCCUCCCAGACCAAACGUCAGCAAGUCCAUUGCGUUGUUGAUGAAGGGUGGUGUUCACGUCAUCAUGAUCACGGGUGACUCUCCUGCCACUGCCGUUAAUAUUGCGAAACAAAUCGGCAUGCCUAUUGUUGGAGAAAAUGCAGUAAUCACCGGAGACCAAAUCGACAGUUUGAGCGAAGAGGCGUUGUCUGAUGUGAUCCGUAACGUGUCUGUUUUUGCCAGAACCACUCCUGAACACAAGGUCACCAUUGUUAAAGCCUUCCAGAGAAGAGGAGAUAUUGUGGCUAUGACUGGUGAUGGUGUAAAUGAUGCACCUGCCUUGAAAUUGGCCGAUAUUGGUAUUGCUAUGGGUAAAAAUGGAACCGAUGUUGCCAAAGAGGCUGCUGACAUGGUCUUGACCGAUGACGACUUCUCCACCAUCUUGAGUGCCAUCAGAGAGGGCAAGGGUAUUUUCUUCAACAUCCAGAACUUCAUCACCUUCCAGCUUUCCACCUCGAUUGCUGCGUUGACAUUGAUUGCAUUGGCUACUCUUUUCGGGUUGCCCAACCCGUUGAACGCCAUGCAAAUCUUGUGGAUCAACAUCUUGAUGGACGGACCUCCAGCCCAGUCGCUUGGUGUCGAGCCAGUGGACGCUGAAGUCAUGACCAAGCCUCCUAGAAAGCGUAACGACAAGAUCUUGACCAAGCAGGUCAUCAAGAGAGUGUUACAGUCAGCAUCCAUGAUUAUCAUUGGAACCUUGUAUAUUUUCAUCAAGGAGCUGAAGGUGGACGAAAUCACCGCCAGAGACACCACCAUGACCUUCACCUGUUUCGUGAUGUUUGAUAUGUUCAAUGCGCUUGCGUGCCGUCACCACUCCAAGUCCAUCUUUGAGAUCGGACUCACCAACCAAAUGUUCAAUUUUGCGGUUCUUGGGUCGUUGUUUGGCCAGUUCUGUGCCAUUUACGUGCCCUUCUUCCAGGCCAUUUUCCAGACCGAGGCGUUGUACUUCAGCGACUUGGUCCACUUGGCCCUUCUCUGCAGCACUGUGUUUAUUGGAGACGAAAUUAGAAAGUACUUCGUGAAGAAGAGAACCUUGCAAACCAACGGGUUCCACUACGGUGUUUGA